CAAUCGGGGCGUAAAGGCCGGGGUCUAAGCCCAGGGGAGCAGCGGGUGCUGGAGCUGAGAGCCGGGCGCGGAGCGGAGUCGGGGCGCGCAGAGGGCGCGCGCGCGGGCGGGCCCUGCCUCGGCCGGCUCCUCUCCUCCUCCCACCCCCGGCAGCCUCGCGCCUUGCCUCACCCCACUCCACUCCCCGGACCCUCCGAGGGGCCUGCAGAGCUCCGAGGCCCUGUGACGGCCCGCCGAGCGGUUCCGGGUGUAGGGUUCACAGGUCAGAGUUGACUCCCUGAAAAGUGCAGCAGCUUUGAAAUGCAAGAUGGCGGCGGCGGGGCGCUGAGAGGCGCGGCGGCCCCUGCAGGAGAUGGCAGAUAGGUACUUUGGACCUGUUGGUAAUGAUGGCCUGAGCUAAAAGCAUCUCCUAAUUUGAAGGGACACCCUUCCGUGUCAGAGAACAGAAUGCUGAGGAAGCCGUGGCAAGUAAAUAGUGCACGUUUCCCCAGAUUGAUUUUGAGCUCUGUUUCCAGUUGACCUUCAAAUAGAGGACAAAACGUCUGUCAGCCGAUGGUGAUUUCUAUAUGGCAGUCGCCCUGUCCCAGCCCCACGGCACUUCAAUGACAAAGAAGGUGAUUGGAGUUGUGCUUCAAAAAUUUCAGCAGUUCAACAGUAUUUUAUCUGCCAACAAUAAGCUCUUUACUUGAUUGCACCAUGAAAAAGCUGCUAACAAGACUUGUUGAGCACAAAAGCAGACUUGAAGAACCAAAAGCCAUUGUUUUCAAAUGAAGAAUACGGAACGAUUUUCAGCCUCGGUGCUUUUUAAUCACCACUGAGGUUUUUCCCAUAACAACAGAAUGGCAAGCAGGCGAAAAUCAACAACACCCUGUAUGGUCCUUGCCAGUGAACAGGAUCCGGACCUUGAGCUGAUAUCAGAUUUGGACGAGGGACCUCCUGUCCUCACGCCUGUGGAAAACACCAGAGUAGAGAGCGUCUCAAGUGACGAAGAAGUUCAUGAAUCUGUGGAUUCUGACAAUCAGCAAAAUAAAAAGGUUGAAGGUGGCUAUGAAUGUAAAUAUUGUACUUUUCAAACUCCAGACCUAAAUAUGUUUACUUUUCAUGUGGAUUCAGAACAUCCCAACGUAGUGCUAAAUUCUUCCUAUGUUUGUGUUGAAUGCAAUUUUCUUACCAAAAGAUAUGAUGCACUUUCUGAGCAUAAUCUGAAGUACCACCCAGGAGAAGAGAAUUUUAAGUUGACUAUGGUGAAACGAAAUAACCAGACAAUCUUUGAACAAACCAUAAAUGAUCUGACCUUUGAUGGUAGUUUUGUUAAAGAGGAGAACUCGGAGCCAGCUGAAUCUACGGAAUUUUCUUCUUCAGGAAUAUCUAUCAGUAAAACUCCUAUCAUGAAAAUGAUGAAAAGUAAAGUGGAGAACAAACGGAUCACAGUCCAUCAUAACUCGGCUGAGGAUGCUCCCGAAGAGAAAGAGAAGGAGGUCAAACCAGACCGCGAAGAAACUGUGGUGAGUCCAAGUUCUUCGGCUUCUGAAUCUAAUACCAGUACUUCCAUUGUCAACAGAAUACACCCGAAUGCUGCCGGCACGGUAGUGACCCCAGCGGCAGUUCUUCCCGGGUUAGCACAGGUAAUAACCGCUGUGUCGGCCCAGCAGAAUUCCAGUUUGAUCCCCAAAGUCUUAAUCCCUGUUAAUAGCAUUCCUGCCUACAAUGCUGCAUUGGAUAACAACCCUCUUUUGCUUAACACCUACAACAAAUUCCCUUAUCCAACGAUGUCAGAAAUUACUGUGCUUUCUGCUCAAGCAAAAUACACAGAGGAACAGAUCAAGAUCUGGUUCUCAGCCCAACGCCUAAAACAUGGUGUGAGCUGGACUCCCGAGGAAGUAGAGGAGGCAAGAAGAAAGCAAUUCAACGGAACAGUACACACUGUACCUCAGACCAUAACUGUUAUUCCGACACAUAUUUCCACAGGGAGUAAUGGCUUACCAUCCAUUUUACAGACAUGCCAAAUAGUUGGUCAGCCCGGCCUGGUCCUCACACAAGUAGCUGGACCGAACACCUUGCCGGUAACAGCACCGAUAGCCUUGACCGUGGCAGGGGUGCCAAAUCAAACCAGCAUACAGAAAAGUCAGGCCCCUGCCGCUCCGCCUCCUGCAGAAACAAAGCCAGCAGCAGCAGCAGCAGCAGUACCAGCUCCUCAGCUUGUCAAACACGAAACCGCCCUGGCAAACCCCGAUUCAUUUGGCAUUCGGGCAAAAAAGACUAAAGAGCAACUGGCAGAAUUAAAAGUCAGCUACCUUAAAAAUCAGUUUCCCCAUGACUCGGAAAUUAUCAGACUUAUGAAAAUCACAGGCCUGACAAAGGGGGAGAUUAAAAAGUGGUUUAGUGACACGAGGUACAACCAGAGAAACUCCAAGAGUAAUCAGUGCUUACAUCUCAACAACGAUUCCUCCACCACCAUCAUCAUAGACUCCAGCGACGAAACCACGGAAUCCCCAACUGCUGUUACUUCGCAGCAGAAACAGUCCUGGAACCCUUUCCCAGACUUUACACCCCAGAAGUUUAAAGAGAAGACAGCAGAGCAGCUUCGGGCCCUUCAGGCCAGUUUUCUCCACAGCUCCGUACUGACAGAUGAAGAACUAAAUAGGUUACGAGCGCAAACCAAACUGACCAGGAGGGAAAUUGAUGCUUGGUUUACGGAGAAGAAGAAAUCAAAAGCUUUAAAGGAAGAGAAAAUGGAAGUAGAUGAAACUAAUGCAGGUAGUUCCAAAGAAGAGGUGGGAGAAACUCCUCCUGCAGAUGAAUCCGCCGCACCUAAGUCAGGGAGUACAGGCAAGAUCUGUAAAAAGACACCUGAGCAGCUGCACAUGCUCAAAAGCGCGUUUGUCCGAACACAGUGGCCGUCACCGGAAGAGUAUGACAAGUUGGCCGAAGAAAGCGGGCUUGCUAGAACAGACAUAGUUAGUUGGUUUGGGGACACCCGUUAUGCUUGGAAAAAUGGGAACCUAAAAUGGUACUACUAUUACCAAAGCUCCAAUUCAAGUGGUAUGAACGGUCUGUCUUCCCAUAGGAGAAGGGGGAGAGGGAGACCCAAAGGAAGGGGGAGAGGAAGGCCCCGGGGGCGGCCCCGAGGAGGCAAGAGAAUGAACAAUUGGGACAGGGGGCCGUCACUCAUAAAGUUUAAAACUGGAACUGCGAUCCUUAAGGAUUAUUACCUGAAGCACAAAUUUCUCAAUGAGCAAGACCUUGACGAACUUGUUAACAAAUCACAUAUGGGCUAUGAGCAGGUCAGAGAGUGGUUUGCUGAAAGACAGAGAAGAUCAGAGUUAGGGAUCGAAUUAUUUGAGGAAAAUGAGGAGGAAGAUGAAGUCAUUGAUGAUCAGGAAGAGGAUGAAGAAGAAACAGAUGAUAGUGACACUUGGGAACCCCCGCAACAUGUGAAGCGGAAGCUUUCUAAAUCAGAUGACUGAAAUCCACCUAAAACAUUGGAGGAGAAUCAGUUCUUCAACUCAAGAUGUCUGAUUUACUGUGAAUGGGCCCAAUAUUUAAUGGCACUGAAAACGUUUGGGGGCGUACACAUUCUCAAAAAUAGGGUCCAGUACCCACACGAAAUGGAACUUAAUGUUGUGCCAAAGUUAAACUACUGCAGCUGGUGAAACUUCUGCAAUGUAAAUAGAACACUAAUUUAAAGACGAAUUGUAAAAAUUCAGAUUUUAAUACAGUGCAUUUUUAUUCUGAUAUGGAGACAUUCUGAAUCUUAGACUUUCGAAGGGGGUUUAAUGACCACUAGAGCUUGUCCUCAUAUUUUGUCCAGCGUAACACUGUACAUCUAGAGUGAUGGGCCUUAUUGUCUGUAUUCUUUGAUAUGUGAUUAAGCUAAUAGCUUUGAGUGACCAAACAUUUUCCAGAGUAAAAAUUGUUAGAAACAGGAAAAAGAAAGACCUGAUUUAUUUCUGUGUCUUAUUAUCAGGCCCUGCAUGAAAAUUAAAAGUUAUGCAUGGGCUUAUCCAUUCUCAAUGUAAGUGAAAAUACAGCCUAUUGACACAUGUUGGAACAAUAAGGUUUUAUGGUAUUAUUGGCUCUUAAUUAUGGGAUCUUUCAUAGACACCACUGUUACUACUUGUAAUGCCUCUGUUACUUUUUUUAAUUCAAAGCUGAAUUUGCUUUUUAUUAAACUGAAGAUAAUCAACACUGAAGAAGGAAAAGAAACUGGCAAUAAGAAUUAGGAUAGGGUGAAACUCAGAAAUAAAUACUGUAACAAUCAUAUGGCAAUCAGAAAUGUUUGUACCGGUGUCAGAUCAGAAUUUUCAAGAAUUAUCUUUCAGUGAAUUUCUACUUUGUAUAACAAUCCCAUUGAAUAGAGGAAAAAUUCUGAAAUCACAAUGAGUUAAAAGUUAGCUUUUCACUUAUAAAUCAUGGACGUGUUCUUUGUUAACUCUUGCAGUGUCAGAAGACUGAAAGUAUCUACUAACUUACAAACUUUGUAAAGACAGGUGCUGUUCAUUGAUGUUGAGAAGGACCCUUUCUUUUGUGAUAGGACCAUUUUUCAAGAUAUGCUUUCUUCAUAGAAGAAAUGUUCAGUUCAUUUAACUUUGGAUUUAAAAAAAGUUUUUUUUUCUGGAUGACCAGAAAGCUUGGUCAGUUUAAUCUGAUUUAAUGAAUAAUAAAUAUUAAAUUCUUGUUUUUACCUUAAUGUUUGUUGGCUCAUGAAAAUAUUAUGAAAAAGCCUUGAAUAUGCAUGUGGCUUUCAUUUUUAUAAACUUUUUAUUUUUUAACUAUAGCUUUAUUAGUAAUUCCAAAAUGCUGCAGUUUAGCUGACUUCCUCACUCAGACAGCUGGCUUUGUGGGUGGCUUUUUCAUACUACUGUUGAUUUUUUAAAAGAGAAGCAAUGUAAAGACUAACAAUUUAAUGCACUAAACUGUUCUUUCUUUUACACAUUUGAAAACUUCUUACAGCACUCUGUAAUAUAACAAUUAAAUCGCUCCCUUUUUUAAACCAUUGCUAAUGUGAUCUGAGUUUUGCUUGGCAAUAAUUUUCACGUUUUCAAAAUUUGAAAUGUCAAGUAUUGGACAAGUAUGAAGCCUUUGGAUAUAUUUAUAUUGUUUCCCUUACAAUAUGUUAACUUUGUAUAGCUGUAAAUAAUUAUUAGUAAUUGUUCCUUCUCUUUUAUAGACUUGGCCCUUAAUUCUGCUCUGAUGUUUGCUAGCUUUUGAAUAUAUUUGACAGAGCAAAGAACCUUCUCUUGGUUGUGUCCUUGAAUAUGAAAUAAAAGUAAGCUGUGAUUAAUAGUUUUCAGUGAUUUUUUUUCUCCCAUUUCAUUGAGUUUUUUCAAAAUGUGGUAAAAUAUACAUAACGAAAUUGACCAUUGUAUCUGUUUUUAAGUGUACAGAUUGCAUUAAUUAUAUUCACAAUGUUGAGCAACCAUUACCACUUAUUUCCAAAAUGUUUUCAUCAUUCCAAACAGAAAUUCUGUAACAGUUAAGCAAUAACUCUUGAUUUUCCCUCCCCCUGAUAACCUUUAAUCACUUUAUGUUUCUAUGAAUUUGCCUAUUCUUGAUAUUUCAAAUCAGUGCUUAUUUCAUUUAGCAUGUUUUCAAGAUUCUCUCACGUAGCAUGUAUCAGAACUUCAUUCCUUUUUAAGGCUGAAUAAUAAUCCUGUGCACAUUUUCUUUAUUCAUCUGUGGAUGGAUGGAUGCUUGGUUUAUUUCUACAUUUUGGCUAGAAAAGCUACGGUGAACAUGGCAUACAGUUAUCUGACUGAGUCACUGCCGUUGUUUCGUGUAUAUAUUUAGGAGUGGAAUUGCUGAGUCAUAUUAUAAUUCCAUGUGUAAAUUUUGAAGAACCAUCAAACAUGUGCAUGGCCUGCCCCAUUAUUAAUGACCCCACCAGGGUGGUACAUGUGUUACAAUUGAUGAAUCUAUACUGAUACAUUAUUAUCAACCAAAGGUCAUAGUUUGCAUUAGGGUUCACUCUCAGUGGUGUACAUUCUGUGGGUUCAGGCCAAUGUGUAAUUAUGUAUAUCCGCCAUUACAAUAUCAUACAGAGGACUUCACUGCCUGAAAAGUCCUCUGUGCUCCUCCUAUUCUUUCUCUUCCCUCAAGCCCUGGUAACCAUUAAUCUUUUACUGUCUUCAUAAUUUUGUCUUUCUAGAAUGUUAUAUAUUGGAGUCAUUCAGAGUGCAGCCAUUUUUUAUGGGCCUCUUUCACUUGGUAAUAGGCAUUUAAAGCUCUUCCAUGUCUUUUCGUGGCUUAAUAGCUCAUUUCAUUUUAAUGCUAAAUAAUAUUCCAUUGUCUGGAUGUACCAGUUUACCCAUUCAUAUACUGAAGGACAUCUUGGUUGCUUCCAGGUUUGGGCAAUUAUGAAUAAAGUGCUAUAAACAUCCAUGUUCAGGAUUUUGUGUGGACAUAAGUUUUCGAUCCUUUUGGGUAAAUACAAGGAGCACGAUUGCUGGGUCAUACAGCAAAAGUAUGCAUAGUUUCUUACGACAUUUUGCAUUCCCACCAGCAGUAAUUGAGAGUUCCUGUUGUUCCACAUCCUCGCCAGCGUCUGGUGUUGUCAGUGUUCUGGAUGUGGGCCAUGCUAAUUGGUGUGUAGUGGUGUCUCGUUGUUUUAAUUUGCACUUUGCUGAUGACAUAUGACACUGAGCAUCUUUUCAUGUACUUAUUUGCCAUCUGUGUAUCUUCUUUGGUGAAAUAUAUGUUAAGGUCUUUGGCCCAUUUUUUUAAAUCCUUUUUUUCCUUAUUGUUAAGUUUUAAGAGUUCUUUAUAUAUUUUGCUCACAGUCCUUUACCAAAUGUGCCUUUUGCAAGUAUUUUCACCUAGGCUGUGGCUUGUCUUCUCAUCCUUUUGAAAUUGUCUUUCACAAGUCAGGGAAGUUUUUUAUUUUAAUUAAUUCCAUCUUGUCGAUUAUUUCUUUCAUGAAUCAUGCCUUUUGUAUUGUAUCUAAAAAGUCAUUGCCAUGCUUAAGGUCAUCUAGGUUUUCUCCUGUGUUAUUUUCUAGGAGUUUUGUAGUUUUCCAUUUACAUUUAGAUCUGUGAUCUAUUUUGAAUUAAUGUUUCUGAAUGGUAUGUCAUUUUUUCUUAUUAUGGAUGUCCA
This is a messenger RNA of Artibeus jamaicensis (Jamaican fruit-eating bat), 7092 nucleotides long. RefSeq names its product zinc fingers and homeoboxes 1 (gene ZHX1). The transcript has 5 exons. NCBI's taxonomy places the organism in Eukaryota, Metazoa, Chordata, Mammalia, Chiroptera, Phyllostomidae. The coding region runs from base 840 to 3467 and encodes 875 amino acids. Gene Ontology annotation, biological process: regulation of transcription by RNA polymerase II. Gene Ontology annotation, cellular component: nucleus. The record is from RefSeq and is a predicted model, not a curated record. Gene Ontology annotation, molecular function: DNA-binding transcription factor activity, RNA polymerase II-specific; DNA binding.